CUUGGUGGUUAUAGACACAAUAAAAGUUUCCAAAGUAGCUUUUGUUUCUUGUCGGUCAUACUUAAAAUCUCCAUCUCUUCCCUCCAUUCACGCCGCUCUUACUCCCCAGAGUUCAUGCACUUCGGGCAUUUUUCACUGCCAAUUGCUUGACAAGAUCAAACGAAACAAAACCCAGAAUUCUCUGUGUUUGUGCUCGCUAGUUUUCGUCAUAAAAAAUGACUGAGUUUUCUUUGGCUGUUUCCAAGAAGAAAACACAGUUUUCAAGCCUUUUGCUUUCUAACUUCAUGCUCUUUUGCUCCUACAUUCUUUCUAAUCCUCUUUAUUUCUCUUACUUCAUCUUCUUCUCUCCUUAUCUCUUCAAGAUUUUCUCUUUCCUUUCGCCGCUCUUUGCCACCACUUCCCUUUUGGUUCUUGCAUUAUUUACGGUAUUAAGGUCCCAAGUAGUCGACGAUGAAAGUGAUGGCUUACCAUGCUUGGAAGAGCUUGAAGCUUAUAAGAUCGUGUUUGAAGCUUCAACCAUUGAAGAAAUUAGAGAAAACCCAGAUGAAGUUUUGGAGACGGAAGCCAUUGUUGAUUGCUUGCUAGCUGUUGAUGAACUUGACGACGACGCUUCGGUUCAUAACCCGGAAACAUUGACGAGUGGCACUUCCGAUGAAGAAUCAGCGGAGAUUUCACGUCCGGAAACUGUUCAGGUAAAUGCUGUAGUGAAGAUCUUUGAAGAGUUUUUGAAAGAAAAAGAUGGGGAAUCCGAGGCAAUGGAGAGUAAAGUAAGUGAUCCAGAGGCUACAGUGGGAACUAAAAAUGGCGUUGAGCUUGAAGACAAAGCAAUGAUGAAUUCCCAAAGCAUUAACAACGAAACAUCGCGAUUGAGUUAUUUGGGGUCAAUGAGGAAAGAAAAGGAGUGGAAGAGGACAUUGUCAUGCAAGCUUUUCGAGGAGAGACACAAGGUGACGGCGGCGGAUGGAGGUGGUGAAGGGAUGGAUUUAUUAUGGGAAGCAUAUGAAAGCAGUGAUUCCAAUAAGUCGAAGCUGAAAAGUGUUGGAUGGAAGAAAGGUGGCAAUGGCAUCGAAGAAGAUGAGGACGAGGACGAGGAUGAGUCGGAUGGUCAUUUGUGCUGUUUGCAGGCCCUCAAGUUCUCGACAGGGAAGAUGAAUUUGGGGAUGGGAAUAGGGAGGCCCAACUUCGUUAAGAUCUCCAAAGCCCUGAAAGGGUUUGGGUGGUUGCACCAUGUUGGUUCCACCAAGCAUACCAAGAAAGCCUACUACUGAAUCUUUAGAUUUCUUUUAUGUAUUUUAUGCUUGAUGAGAUGUAUUUUCUUAAAAUCACUAGUAAAUACAAGUUACCAGCUGAGGUAGCAGCAGCUAAAAGAUCCUGUUGAAGAAGACGAGCAUUCUCCACGAUUGGAAAUGCGGGUUAAAGGUCAUUACCCUUGCAAUCAUUGAUUAAUU
Messenger RNA from Hibiscus syriacus, 1448 nucleotides. RefSeq lists its product as uncharacterized. The record is from RefSeq and is a predicted model, not a curated record. NCBI's taxonomy places the organism in Eukaryota, Viridiplantae, Streptophyta, Magnoliopsida, Malvales, Malvaceae. Bases 216 to 1268 code for a protein of 350 amino acids. The transcript has 2 exons.